UCCUGAUUAUAUAUGUAUAUUUUAAACCUUUAGUCGGUUUCUUUAUAAAAAGUAAAAUUUACUCUUGAUUGACAUCACUGAUAAAUUUUACUAUUAAAUUAGAGAAUUAUGUUUUGAUAUAUUUGCUUUAGGUCAAACUCAUGGAUGUUUUUUACAAUUACAAUUUUAAUCUUGUAUGUGUUAUUUUACUUGAAAGGGAUCUGAAGCAAAGGUCAUGAUUCCUGAAACGUUAUAAUUCUCUAAUUUAACGUUAAAGGACGAUGAGUAAAAUUGAUCGAUUUUUAUUUCAUUAAGAGACACAGUACGUAAUGUCUUCAUAUAUGUAAUAAGACUAUAUUGCUAGUUGGGCUCGGAAGAGGGUGAAAACACGGUACGACUUGAUGUACCUUGACAGUUUUGCGCUCGCGCAAAAGUCGCUCUCGCUACCGCGCGCUCCACACGUGCCUACUAACUAUGCAUGUACUACGCUUGCGCACAACAACGCAGGUACAUGAUUUUCACUACGUCUAUCUCUUUUUGAUUUCACCCACUCUUCCUAUGGGAUAAGUCCGACGUUAGCAAUAUAGUCUUAUUACAUAUAUGAGUGUCUCACGCCAAGUAAACGCGCAGCGCGGGUCUGCUCCGUGUAUUAUACGUGAGUACGUGACUUCCGGGCACCUAAGAUUAUCAGAUUUUAAUAACGAUUGAGCUGAUCGAGUUUUAACUAGGCUUAAUCGAAAGUUUUAAGUGUAACGUAAAUUAUACAUAUUUUCUUAUGUUUUUUUUUAUUGCUGAAUACGAUAAUAAUAUUCUUCUGUUUAAACCUGUGGAAAAGUGAUUAAAAUUCAUCUGAAAUAAAUCAUUUUGACCCUUUAAGAAUAUUAUUACCGUAUUGAGCGACCCCCAAAAUUUAAAAGUACAUAUAUAACUUUUGUUACACAUGUGGAGCUAAUAUCAGUCAAUUUUACUCAUUCUUUAUCAAUAAGGUCUAUUAAAAAAAAGUUUUAUUUUUUGUUAAUUAUUACUAGCAACAACAAUGACUUUAUAUUUUAUUGUUAAUAAUUAUGUCGAAGCAACUAAAAAAAUUAUAAUAAUAAUUAAGAACUAAAUUUUUAGUCGUAAUUAUCAAUCAAUAAGUUGAUUAAAUUUUGCCUAACAUUGAUUAUUUUAUAAUUGUAUAAUUUGUAGAUUUGUAAAUAGGUAUACGUAUUUACGCAGCGCAGCAAUAUUACGUCAAACCGUUUUCUUAUUCACAUUUACUUAAUUUGAACUAUAUUCGUAUAUAUAUAGUAUGUUUCUGAUAGGACAAGAUAAGAUAACAUAAAAGGUCUUUUUAAAUUCAAUUUUGUAUAAAAUUAAAGUUUUUUUAUUUAAAGAGUCGAUUUUAACCGAAAGUUAAAAAGACUGAUGGUUAAAUAAUUGGCUCUGUAUCAAGUUUUUCGUAGGAAAAAAAUUGUCUUCACAUUCGUCAAGUGUGGAUAGGAAUCAAAGAAGCGACUUACACCAUGUAGAUACAUGUAAAAAAAAAAGGAUAAAAUUUGGCUGAACCUAUAAGGUUGUAUUCAAGUCAAAAAAUAAUAAGAAAAGGAUGUGCCAAAGUGUUCACGUUAGACGAGUGAAAUAAAAUUGUGAUAUUUUAAUUAUGAAUUGUCUAAUAAUUCACGAUAGAGAAAGGAAGAUAUAAAUACAUAAGUAUAAGCGCACUAGUAGAAGCUGCGUUUUGUCUCGAUGUUUUAGUCAUGACAUUUUUUCUUUUCAAGAUCGCCAGGAGAUCGACACAAGAAUGCAUUUGUUUCGAUCGCAGUGUUUACAAUAAUCUCUUGAUUCAUACAGUAUCGACCGAACCAUAGUUCUUUGUGAUUGUAGCAUUGAACUCCUUGUGAGCUUCUUAAAACCUCUUGUAACUUCUUAUUCAUAAUACAAACUGUCAUCACUGUGAAAUACAAAUAAUUAGCAAAUAAAUCUUUUCUUCUGAUUAACCGUGUAUUAUUGGUGUCCGCAUAUCUCCCAUUCUUACUUUGUUUCUACCAUACUCUAUGCUUAAUAUUUUGAAUGCUUAUACAAGGUGAAUUUUAAUGAAUGCUGACUUUUUAUUAUGGGAACUGGAUUACUGACUUUAAUAUACACAUGUACGGCAUAUGCAUCUACAUAUGUGUAUUAGAAUUGCAGUUGAUAACUUAUCUCCCAUGUUAAAAAGUUGGCACAUUCAUUAAAAUUCAGUUUUGUGUAGUUUAUUUUAGUUUUAUUUAGAUUUAAUGACUUCUCUACGAUUAAAUUAUACAUGUUGCUUGGUUAUAUUAGUGAGACAAGAAUAUGUAUAUAUAUGACACGAGAUAUUUAUUUGUUGUAUGAAUACAAGAAGAUAAAAAAUGAGAGUAAGGAUAACUAAUAAAGACUGACAAAAAGGAUGACUGACAGACAAGCCGCUCAAUCGCUCCUUCUGUCUUUUCUGGUGAUCACAGCGCCGCUUCCGCCGCCGUCUGCUAUGCACUCGGGUGGUCCACCACCAACAAUACAUUUAAAUCCGAUAAGAACUAAAGCAAGAACCAUCAAACGUAUUGAAGAUUUUCACUAUAGUUGCAAAGCCGUUUUUUUCUGCUGAACGCAAUCAAUCUCAGGGUUCUUAGCCGCGCUUACGGAAGUCUUAAUUAACUUCUGCGAGUUUGUACAUCCCGAUACGGAGCAACCCCGAAAGCAAUUCCGUAUCGCUCCAGAAAGAUAUGCUGCGUGAAUAAACCGCGAGGCAGUUGCAUUUUGAUGUCGAAACACUUAGCUUCUCGGAAGCUGCAUAACGCAAUUGUUCACUGACUUAACGAAAUUGCACUAUAUCGGCAGACAAUCGGUCGAUAUGAACAUGUACGUGCAGUGAUUGAGCGGAGAGUACCGAGAUACAUGCCAUAGUGCAUACCACUAACGUUCCGCUGGUAAUCCGAUGCGAUGCAAAGUCAUAUCUAUAACGCGGUGCGCUAUCUGACUUACGUGCACAACUACAAUAAAUAAAACUUCAAAGUGUCAACCAAGUAUGGAACGGGAAGGUUCUGUUAGCACACAUCCCAGUAGCACACAUCCACUCAUAUCGGCCGAUGCCUAGAGAUUUACUGUUAGACUACCAAUUAGAAGAUUUUAUAUUUAAUUGGCAAAUUGGCAUUGUGGGCUAUCGGAUCCCUCUCGUGUGGAACAGUGUGUUAGAAUUUUUUUGUCUAUUCUUCUACUGGUCUUAACCUUUAAGGCAAGAAAAUUAUUUAUUAUUUUCUAUACAUAUUGUUACGUCCGGCCGAGAUUUCGAGCCGGCCGUCACGAUCCAGGCGAGGAUCGCGCUUUGCAACGACGCGUUGCCACGACAACGCGUACGCCGGCGAAUUUACGCGCUCACGGUGCCGGGCCCGAGCGAUCACGCGCUGCGAGCGUGCGGGCUACUCUACCGGCACGCACGCGUUAAUUAAAAGCGAUAAUUCUUAGCGAACCAUACUAGAUAUCGCAAAAACACAAAAAGAGGAGUAAUUCUCCCCCUAGCCGGCUUCUCCCUGAGGCGCCUCCAACCCGGGCAUUUAAUAGCAAUCGCGUAAAUCGCCUAAUUAACGAGACGAAUUAAUUACUCCUCGAAAAAGAAACGGGCGAACGCUCCCGCUAGCGUCGACGCAGCCACGCUCACGUGGGACCGUUUGGAGUAGAAUAUUAGAGGCCCAACGCCCUUAAUUAAUCGAUAACGAGCUAAAUGAAAUUGAACACGCGGAGGAACACGCUGCGCCUUCGUGUUCCAGAAUUUCGCUAUUCUAAACUCCACUCAUAAAAACCCGAAUAAGGAAUGCAAGCGAUUGCAAGGAGCGGGCGAUAGUUGCACGCCCCGCGACUCAAAAUUACAAAUGGGGAAGCGGAAUUUCAUCUGGUGACCAUAGAAUCGGACACGCUAAUUCAUUAAUUACGUGACAGGCACUAGAUGAUUUACUGCUCUCCUUUCCACGCUCUUCACCCCCGAACUCCCUCGGUUAGGAGUAUAAAAGCCGCGAUUUUCGUGCGAAAGGAGAGAUUUUGUCUCCUCGUCUCGCGCCGAAAGGUCGUUUGACAUAUUUCGCAUUGUCGUGUAAAGACUUAGAAUAUUUCGCAUUGUCAUGUAAAGACUUAGAAUAUUUUCGCAUUGUCGUGUAAGGACUUAGAAUAUUUCGCAUUGUCGCGUAAAAACUUAGAAUAUUUUCGGUUUGUCGAAUGAAGACUUAGAAUAUUUUCGCGUCUCGCAAAUGUGAACUUAGAAUAUUUUCAAUCAAUAGCGUACCGAGUUAUAGCAUUUACGGUAACCGGUAACAUCAGAGAAGGCAAAUUCUCCCUCACACUACUAAUUCGUUUUAUUAUUUUAUAGUUAGCAAUUCCCGAUUUCCGUGAUCGUGCGUGCGUGCGAGUGCGACUGUAAUAGUGCAAUUAACGAAUUGUAAAGGUGCGAGUUCUCUCUUCUUUUUCUUAUUUUAUUAAAACCACUACAGUUAUAGCAAGCAAUUUCUUUUCUUUUUCUUUCGUGCGUUCCGUUCUCGAGCCGUGGAGUGUCGUGCGACAACAGUGGUGCUUCGAUCAUUCGUGAAAUACACCUUCCUCUCACAGACAUUGAGAGUGGUGAACCUGGCGUUGAGCUGUAGUUCCGUAAGGAACUCAGUGGCCCUCGUCACUCGCAGAGUGAGCGCGUUCGCGUUCUCUCGCGGCACCCGGGAGGAUCGUCUGCCUCGUUCAACUCUCUCUCUCUGUCGCCUCCUAUCAAUUCGAGGACGAACAGCCAACGGUGCGGGAAGGUGCGCGCUGGAAAGUGUACACCCUUCCCCGUCAACCGGCCCUGCGAAAGUCGAAAGACUCUAGCAUAGGCGCGGGGUAGUCGGCGCGCGUUCGCGUUCCGACAAAACCGACAGCACCGGAGCGGACACCGAAUAUGGUGCCGCUAUCUAACCAGGCGCCUCCAUCCGAACUCAUGGUGAGAGGUAUACAUCCGUCGAUCCCUUUCUCUAUCCACGCCGUUAGGCGAUCCAGCGGGCACCGGAUAGCUAGAGAAAUUUCGCGUAAAGCACAGCCGGGUGAAUCACGAACGGUAUCGAACGCCCCACCACUCUAAUUAACAAAUUCAUUAUCCUAACAUUUGGUUUAAAAAGAGAGAACUAAAAAACAGAAAUGGCAUUCUCCCAUGCAGAUGGGAAGAUCCUGCAGGGGUGGACGAUGGGCGCGGUUGAGGCGACUCGUUGAAUUAUUGAAGGGGGGCACGAAGGGCAGCGGGCCGUCUCCCCGAGAGCCCGCGGCAGGGUCGUCGCUCGAGUCACCCGCGCCCCCGGACGUAUUAGGGGCCUGCGAACUGAUUCCGCGCGCCGGCAGCCCCGAACAGUCGCAGUCAGAGGAGCCCGUUCGACUUCUCCAGACCGGUCGUAGUGCGCCUGCAGGCAUUAGCCCCUGGGACUCGCCUCUCCAGCAAAUUGACCUUAAUAGGGCCAAAAUAAAAUAAAAUAAAAGAAACUCAUUCAUAAAAACCGCUAUAAUUUUCUUACGCACACUCCACUUCCAUAAUCCACUGCUUCUAUUCGCGCUCUCUCUCUGUUUCCGCUCGGCGGAGUAGAGCAAAUACUAAAAAUUAAUAAAAGAAGUAAACGAUGCGAUCCUUGGCUCCGCCGGACGUAACAAUAUAUAUCUGCAGUACAUGUAUACAUAUAUAAUAGUUCAUACAUUUACAGUUAUAAUAGUUUGUUUUAAUAUAUAAUAAAAUGUAGUAAUUAUAAAUUGUGUAAAAUAUUUCAAAUGUUAAAUACUAAAACAAAUUAUCUGCUAUCUCUUGAAGUAUGAUAAUUGCAUGUUUUUAUGUACAAUAAUUUUGAACUUUUUUUUACAUUUAAUUCUGUCAAAUUAUAUUCGCUUGAUAAAACAAUCUCAUAUGCUUUGAAAUUAAUAUCUAAAGUAAAGUUCUUGGUAUCGGUUGGAAUCCUGCCACCGAUAUCUUCGAAUUCAGCGUCUCACUUUUGAAACCAGUUAUGUGUUCAAGCAAACGUAUCAUCCGCUAUUGCAAAACUAUACGAUCCUCUCGGAUGCGUCACUCCGGUAGUUAUAACCGCGAAAAUCUUUAUGCAGCAAUUAUGGCGACAAAAAUUAGACUGGGAUGAUACGCUUCCCACCACCCUGUUAUCUCGGUGAGAAGACAUUUAUUCUCGGUUUGUGCAUCUAAGAGAUAUGCAGAUCUCCCGAUGGUGCGGACUCGGGUCGGACGUUAAGUCCGCUGAAAUUCACGGCUUCGCCGACGCGUCAAACACUGCUUACGCUGCUGCAGUCUAUCUUAAAGUUGUCUCGUCGGGACAAAUUACAAUCUCCCUGCUAGUCGGCAAAUCAAAGGUCGCGCCGUUAAAACCGCUAAGCGUGCCACGAUUGGAAUUAUCAGCUGCAUUACUGUUUCGUGCGCGAAUCACCCGGUUACAGCAACCUUGCGUAUUUUUGUUAGACGGACUCCACGAUCGUCCUCGCGUGGGUGACUCAGCAUCCGUUGCGAUGGAAGACAUUUGUUGCCAAUCGCGUCAGUGAAAUUCAGUUUCGUCUUCCAAAUGGGAAAUGGCAACAUGUCUCAACAGAAGACAAUCCCGCGGAUUGCGCUUCGCGCGGCCUACUCGGCAACGAGAUUGUCAAUCACGACCUGUGGUGGCACGGACCAUCUUGGCUGCGCCUUGAUGCUCCCGAAUGGCCUUGUUCCAACGCACGAUUUCCUCCGCAAGCUUCAUUGGAGGAUAAGGUCAUAGCUUUGCAAUGUUUUCCACCGAUCGACACUUGGGAUCUCACGACACGAUAUUCCUCAUGGCCAAAGUUAAUUCGCGUCACCGCUUAUAUUUUGAAAUUCGCUUAUGCCGUUUUCGUCGCUCAUAUUUUAACGACAAUUCAUUGUCGUCCACAUUUUGCUCAAAAACAAUUGUUAUUUCAGCAUCAGAUUGCAACGAUGCCAGAAUCUUUUGGUUUAAAAAAAUUCAAUCGGCCAUGUUUCCGGCGGAAAUACACUCUCUGACCAACAAUUAUCCCCUCUCAUCUAAAUGUUCGAUUCUCGCUCUCCGGCCGUUCCUUGAUAAGGACGGAGUUCUACGCGUGGGUGGACGAUUGGGCAAGGCCCCUCUUUCAUUUUAUGUUCGGCAUCCGAUUCUUCUGGCGGCCCAUCCAUUGUCGCUCAUUGUAACUCAAGCUCAUCUACGGGCAUUGCAUGCUGGACCUCAGCUCACGAUAAGUCAGUUACGUCGCGAUUUCUGGAUACUCCGCGCUCGUAACGUCGUUAAAUCAAUAAUUCAUAACUGUAUCGUAUGUACGCGCGAACGCGCCGCGAUUCCUAUCCCUAAUGGGCGACCUUCCCGAGCCUCGUGUGUCGGCGUCUGCUCGCAGUUUUUUGCAUUGCGGGGUAGAUUAUGCUAGUCCCAUGCAGAUUCGCGCCUUUGCAGGUCGAGGCACUACAUCGCAGAAAACCUAUAUCGCCCUUUUCAUUUGCUUAGCGACCAGAGCGAUACACUUGGAAUUAGUCGGAGAUUACUCCAUCUCGGUUUUUUCAAACGCCUUUUCUCGUUUUUGCGCACGUCGCGGCCUUCCUCAGGCAAUGUAUUCUAAUAACGGAACAACGUUUGUCGGAGCUGAUCGAGAAAUGACCAAAGCGUACACAGCGGCUGUGCGCAAUCCUAAUUUUUUAAAUUUAACUGCUUCGAAUAAUGUGACGUGGAACUUCAUUCCACCGUCUGCUUCGCACUUCGGCGGCUUGUGGGAGGCCGGCGUACGAAGCGUUAAAACCCAUUUGCGUCGCGUAUUAGGCAUUCAUAGGCUCACUUUCGAGGAAUUUUCAACCUUGUUAUGCAGGAUCGAAACCUGCUUAAAUUCACGCCCGUUCGCACGUUGGCAGUCAAUGCAAGUUCUCUAAUUGCUCGAUCUGUCGCAAACGUCACAACUCGCUCUUGCAUUUAAACGAUUACGCGACCGCGAAUAAAUUUGGCGACACCAAACCAGAAGUCGCGAAGGAAGAUUGAUUAACCGACGUAUCCGGGGGAAGCGCGAUGAGCUUUGCGUCGAUGUGCCCUACGUUCACCCCGCAAUUAUUAGCAAGUGCGAUCGUUUACGUUUCCGACAAUAAACAUAAUUCCGUUAAGUGUCGAGCUCUACUAGAUACGUGCGCGACGGCCAACUUUAUAUCCGAAGAGUUCGUCAAGAGAUUGGGCGACGCCACAAUCCGUUCCGGUCGGCGCGAUCAACGCCAUGAGCUCAAAUUCACGGGGGCUGGUGCAAGUCACAAUACAAUCGACGCAAGGUAAAUUUCGAAGGAAUGUAACGUGUCUCAGGCUAUCGGUCAUCUCAGAUCUUAUUCUGUCUGGUCUGAAACUUUUCCGCGGAACGCGAUCGAAAUCCCCAGGAAUAUAAAACUGGCAGAUCCGGAAUUUCAUGUGCCGCGUCCUGUCGAUCUGCUGCUCGGAGCGGGAUCCACCCUGUCGCUAUUUUUCGUCGGUCAAAUCAACUUAUCGGAUGAUGAAUAUGAUCUAUAUCUACAAAAAACGUGGGAUGGCAGGGAUCAUACUCUCUAUUUUUUUUAUUAUAGGGGAAAAAGAGGAAAAUCUUAAUGAAAAAAGGGGAGAUUUCUGAUGAAAUAAGGGGAAUUUUAAUUGAUAAGAAACAAUUAUAUAUGUAACGUAAUGUUAUUCUUCUUUAAUAAAAAUAAUCAUUAAAAAAAACAAAUUUUUUUAAACAAAUUAAAUUCUUUCUGUGUGAUGUAUGUAUGAUACAUAUACACGCACGCUCAGCUUAAUAUCUUAUAAACUUAUAUAAUAUCUUACAAACUUACAUAAAUUAAUAAAAGAUCCAAUGUUAUCGCAGUAAAAUAAUUAGUACAAUUGUUUUAUUUUAUCACAUUUGGAUAUUGCUUAUUUUUUACUACUAAAUGGGUUACUGACAUUCUCACUAGCUUUAAAUUUUUUAUUAACUGUAUUCUCUCUCUUAAUAAGUUGAGAUUUCCGUUUUUGAACUUUUCCUCUUAAUUUUUCAACUCUAACUCUUUGUUCUUUCUCUUUAUUUCGAAGAUUUCCUAAACUCCCUAUUAAUUCUUGUAAAACUAUUUUAUUUGUGACGGACUUAGCUGAAUUUUUCAGUAAUGUUUGCAUUUGUUCGGAUUCUUCGAUAGUUUCUUUAUACGCUUUCUCUUCAGAUAUUAACUAAGAUUUUAAGGUUUUUAUGCUUUUACAUUUUCUAAUAUAGAUAAUUCCUUUUUUUUACUUUCUUCCUCGUCUGCUUCUUGUUUUUUCUUUUUUUCUGCAUUUUUUUUCUGCUCAUCUAAGUAAGCGUAAUAUGAACAACGUGCAUUUCGUGCAAGUUUUAAAAGUUCAUCUGUUAUCGAUACUUUGUAAGGCAUAGAAUUAAAUCCUUUUAAUUCAUCAAUUACUGAAAAUCUGGCAUUAAAUGUAUUUUCAUUCAUAUUUAUUUUGUCUUCUAAGCUAAUAAUAUUUGGAUGAUGUUUCCCAAAAAGUUUUCACAUCACACGAUAUGUGCAAGCGUAGCCUGCGACAACAAAAUAUAGACCAACAUCUGUGAUUGGUUAGUGUCAAUAGGCGCGCUCAACAGAACAUACUGUGGGUAGUCGAACAUGAUUGGCUCUUACUAUUAAAGCAACAAAUCAACGUCAAAUUUUAAUAAGACAAUGGGCGAGUUCAACAGAUCGAGCGGAUUAGUGAUUCUUUACUGCGAUUGGUUUCUGCUUCUAAAUCCAACGAAGAACUAAAGGCAAGAACCAAUCAUAUCAGAGAAUCACUGAGCGCUCACUAAUCUGCUUCGUCUGCUGAACGCGCCCGUUAACUCACCAGUUGUUAAAAUAAACGCAACUAUUUACAAAAUUUAAAACUUUAAGCCCGUUAAGACACUAAAACUUUAUGUGCCAUGUCAAAAAUAGAGGAAAUAGAGGAGGAUUGUGGGAUUUAGUGUAAAAAAGGGAACAGUAAUGGAAAAAGAGGGAAAAGAGGAAAAAGUACGAUCCCUGGGAUGGAUCGUCGCUGGUAGCUCCGCGAAGCAGAACAUUAUUAAGAAAGCAUCGUGCUACUUAACAAGCUUGAAAACGCAAAUUGCUAAAUUCUGGACAAUUGAGGAAAUCGCGACCAGUAAAAUCAAAUCAAAUGAAGAAGUCAGUUCCGAAACGCACUUUGCAAAUCACACGAUUCGUAACGACGAAAGACGAUACGUCGUGCACUUACCGUUUCGUUAUCCUGAACAUCGCAUUGGCGACUCGCACACUGUCGCAUUGAAACGCCUACUUGCGCUAGAACGUAAAUUAAAUCGCGACACUACCUUAAAAGCGGAAUAUACUCGCGUCAUCGAAGCAUAUAAAACUUUAGGGCACAUGUCGUUAGUUGCGUGUCCGCGCGAUGAUGAUUUCUAUAUGCCUCACCACGCGGUAAUAAAACAAUCUAGUAACACCACCAAGGUACGGAUUGUAUUUGACGCAUUGACAAAAUCAAAGGACAACGUAUCGUUAAACGAUCUCUUGAUGGUAGGGCCCACUGUCCAAGAAAAAUUAUUUUCUCAUUUAAUACGCUUCCGCACAUACAACUACGUUAUAACCGCGAACAUCGAGAAGAUGUAUCGCCAAGUAUUAGUUUACGAGGACGAUAGGCGGCAUCAAAUGAUUCUAUGGCGCGAAAACGAUGAAAUUAAGAUAUAUCAGUUGAACAUGCUUACGUUCGGCGUUUCCUCAUCUCCGUUUCUCACGAUCCGCGCCGUACAACAGCUCGCGGUUGAUGACGGGCAUUUAUUUCCCAAGGCAGCCGCAGUGCUUAAACAACAUUUAUAUGUUGACGAUCUAUUAACGGGUGCGAAUUCCGUUCAAAAGGCUCGUGAACUACGAGAUGAAAUAAUCGCGCUUUUACGAUGCGGUGGAUUUGCUAUAAGGCAGUGGGCGUCAAACGACACACGCGUGGUACAGAAUCUUUCGAACAACGCUUUACACGCUAAUUAUGUAUUAGGCGACGAUCAAUCAUUAAAGAUGCUCGGUAUAUCAUGGAAUACGCGCAACGACAAGAUAUGCUAUUAUGCACGGGAAAUUGAAAUAUCGGAGAUACUAUCCAAACGAAAAAUAUUAUCAGAGAUCGCAAAAAUUUAUGAUCCAUUAGGUUAGGGCCAGUGGUCUACGUUAUACGCUAAACAAUUUAUACAAGAAUUAUGGCGCUCUCAGGUACACUGGGACAAACCUAACAUUUAUUUGAAAUGGUCCGAAUUCUCCCAACAAUUCAGAGCAAUAAACAAUGUUUCUUUCGAUCGUGGGCUAUUCAUACGCAGACGACAGAGCGUACAAUUACAUGGAUUCUGUGACGCCAGUUGUGCCGGAUACGGGGCGUGUAUUUACGUACGAUCAGUCGAUAGGGAUGGUAAGAGCAUUUGUAAGAUUUUAUGCAGUGUAAAUCUCGUGUAGCGCUGUUAAAGGCUGUUACAAUACCGCGGCUCGAAUUGUGCGGGGCAUUAUUGUUAGCACGCCUGUAUCGAGAACUACGAGACGCGUUAAAUAUCGUACCUGAUAAAGUAAUAUUCUGGUGCGACUCCACUAUAGUGUUGCAUUGGCUAAAAACAGCGUCUCACUUACUCAAGACUUACGUUGCGAAUCGCGUAAUAGAGAUACGUGAAAUCACGGAAACGCACGCGUGGCGCCACGUACGGUCCGAUGACAAUCCCGCUGAUGCAGUUUCGAGAGGACAAUUACCACAUGCUUUCUUAAAGAAUGAUAAAUGGCGCGUCAGCCCGGCAUGGCUAAUAAGGGACGAAACCGGGUGGCCUGAGCUGACAAUGCAGACUGUUGAAAUACCCGAGUUAGAGCGAAACGUUUGUUUGAUCACCUCGGACAUCGAUCUCAACAUCUUAGAAAAAUAUUCGUCUCACUCUAAACUGUGUCAAAUCGUGACGUAUUAUCUUCGCGUCCGGCCGACCAAUACUUAUCGCGGUCCAUUGUGUUCAAAGGAAAUAAGCGAAGCAGAAAUUCGGAUAAUCAAACUGCUUCAAUUGUCCUCAUUUGCCGAUGAAAUUAAAAAACUAAAAAAUGAACGAACGCCUUAUCAAGGUAAAUUAGCUAGUUUGAGCCCGUUCGUGGAUAACGACGACGUGCUACGCGUCGGAGGACGUCUGCAGUCCUCAAACUUAUCCACGCUGCAGAAACAUCCGAUGUUGCUCCCUAGUCGAAAUCGCGUGUCUGACCGCAUCAUACGCGAAGUUCACGAAAAUUAUCAUACCGGUAUUCAAGGUACUCUAUAUACACUCAGGCAAAAAUUUUGGCUGCUCGAUGGCAGAAAUCAGGUACGGAAGGUAAUAAGUACAUUCAUGCGUUGCUGUAGAUUCGACUCACGAGUGACGGAAUACAAAAUGGGAAAUCUACCUGAAUCCCGGGUCUGUGAGACAAUACCCUUUACAACAGGUAUUGAUUUUUGUGGCUUUUUCUUUCUUUUCAAAGAAAAGAAACAUCGAAACAGAGCUCGAGUCAAGGCAUACGUCUGCCUGUUCGUGUGCAUGACUAUAAAGGCGGUGCAUCUAGAACUAGUGAGCGAUUUGACCUCCGACGGGUUCCUAGCGGCACUGCGAAGAUUUGCCGCGAGGCGCGGUUUACUUAAACACAUAUACUCCGACAAUGGGACGAAUUUCGUCGGCGCGAAUAAUCAAUUAUAUGCGUUAUUCAAUUCUCACAAACAUAUUGAACUCGUCAAUAGAUACGCAAGUACGAACCACAUUUCGUGGCAUUUUAUACCUCCCACCGCUCCACAUUUCGGCGGACUUUGGGAGUAUACUGUUAAAUUUUUCAAGCACCACUUCAAGCGCGUAGUAGGCGAUUUAUUGUUCACGUUCGAAGAAUUAAGCACUUUCACCACAGAAAUAGAGGGCAUUUUAAAUUCGAGACCUAUAACGUCAAUAUCAUCCGAACCGGACGAUUUAUCUGCUCUUACACCUGCCCAUUAUCUAAUUGGCAAACCACUAACGACUCUUCCCGAGGGCGAUUUGCAAUCAAUUCCAGAAAAUCGACUGUCGACCUGGCAACACAUCACAAAAGUGUGACAGGACUUCUGGACACGUUGGCAUCUCGAGUAUCUUAAAGAACUUCAGAAGCGUGCCAAAUGGCAUAAGGACACCCGCAACUUAUCGGUAGACGCUGUGAUACUCGUCAAGGAGCGGAAUCUUCCGUGCACCCAUUGGGCAUUGGGCAGGAUCACGAAGCUCUAUCCAGGCAAAGAUGGGAUAGCACGGGCAACCGACCUUAAGACAACCAACGGGGAAGUGAGACGCGCCGUAAAAACAUUAUGGAUUUCGAGGUUUCAACGGAAUUUGGCGGCUCAGGAUUAAACUUUACAAGCAUAAUUUUAUCAAUCGAAGAAAUCGCCAAAGUAUAUCGGCCCUAGCCACUCUCGUCAUAAUGCACAAUACCGUGAUUAAUCCGCUGAUCACGAAAGCAGCAUCCAAAGAAUAAAAAAAGAAAUAUUUACGUAAAUUGGCGCAAACUCAUGUAAGUUGUUACACAUUUUCGUUACGGAGGGAUAUUGACGUACGGAUAGAGAAACUAAUACAACGGCGACAUAUUUCAAGUCGGGGGCUUUUGUUUGUUAGAACCUGAUUCUAAAUGGCGUUUUCCUCUGAAAACUGUAGCGAAAAAGGAUGGUAAUGAUUAUCCAAUAAACGGAACAAAAAUGUAGAUUUUGAACUCCGAUGUCGCAAGAGUUCUUUUAGUAUUCGCAAAAACAAAUUCUUCCGCGGAAUACGAUACCAAAAUUUUUUUGUGGACCGCGAGUCGUUCAGUGUAACAAUGAUUCAAGAGAAUCCAGACAUCGAGGCAUUCGGAUCAUGCACGGAUUAAAUUUGACAACGUCAGGGUAUUACAAAUAACAAAAAUUAAUCUACGCACGCGCAGAUUAAUUACAAAAUAUAAAUCAUGCAUCCUUUACUACUUUUUUCUUUUUUGUAGGUGCCUAAAAGUGCUAUUUUAAGCGGACAGUCCUACAAAUUUUCAAAAUUGGAAAACCAAUGCAGAGUAGGAAUCGGGGCGAAACUAAUUGAAUUCGCACAGCACUGUUCAGAUAUAAAUAUACCAUACACUUUUAAAAGAAAGCAGAAAUUUGGAAAGAUCAAUUCUUUUUCCAAGUAUGCUUGUUAUUGAAAAAACUAUAUAUCUAAGAUUUUCUAUACAUUUAAGAGAUAAUUGAUUUUAGUCCAGGCAAUGUGAAAUAGUGCAAGCGGUAUCCGCAUUAGAAUGUGCCGAGUUAUUUAUUUAUUACGCAGAUAGAUUGAUAAAGGAUAAAAAAGAUACAACGAAAAUAGAUAUGGCCAACUGAGUUGCUUUCAAAACGGCGUUACACAUUUUUGACAAGUGUAGAAACUACAGAAGACGUCAACUUUACGGACCAAAUACAAAAAAUGUAUACGAAACUCAGUGACAUAUUCGAUAAGAUGAAAGGUACAAAAUUAUCAGAGAUUGUGGAAUAUAUUCUCAAAAGGUAUUCGUAAAUUCGUAAAAAAAAAGAAGUGGCGCUGCUCCGUACCUGGGAAAAUCAAAAUUCGGGAUGCUUUUUCAGCCUCUACUAAUCUUGCUGCGUUGUAAACCUGACGCCUUCUACUUCGGUAAUUGCUUGAGCGGUCGCAUUCAUUUGACCGACAAAUUACUUGACCGAAACCACUUGUUCGACAGUACACUUGGUCGACAGUAUCACUUAGUCGACAAUUACAUGACUGACAAAUAUACUUAACCGACACGGUAUAUUCAUUUGACUGACAGUUUAUUUGAUCGAUAUCACUUAGCCGACAGUACAUUUGACUGACAGUAGUUCUUAGCUAGCAAUUAACAUGACAUUUAGCCGACACGAUCAUUUGACUGACAGUUCACUUGACGAAACAAGGUCUAUUAUUGUACGGCUCUACAUAGGUUUGCACCUUUUUACGCAAAACGAAGUCUAUAAUUGUUCUGUUCCACAUAGGCUUUUCGUGUAAAACGAGGCGCGCAAAUUUGUAGGCUGAUGCUGUUCGGAAGUUUUACCAUCGUUUUCCUAUGACCAGAGGGGAACCUGAGAGCGGUCAUCCCGUAGUUUUUGGUGUUUCUGUCCACUAGCGCCUCUAUGUGCACAAAACGUGCACAUUGAACUAUGUAGUCAAUGUCUACGAAUCCCGUAGAUAAUGUGCACGACUUUUUGGGUCUCUCCCCGCUAUGUCCACAAUCAUUUAGUUCCGUUCCGUGCUAUAUCCGUAAUGUGUCGGUAACGCACACUUGUAAAACGAUGCGAUUGUGAACAUUUAAAAUAUAAAUGCAUAUAAUUGUAAAAUUUAUUUUUACGCUUAAUUUACAAAAGAUGUUAUUUUUAAUAAUUUGUUAUUUAAAAAUAAACAUAAUAUUAAUCGACAUAUUGUUCGCGAUUCUAUUGCUCAUAUCGGACGAGCCUUCAGUGUCGAGCCGCUGCGAUCAGCUGUUGCUUGACACGCAAGAUACGCGUGUCUUGAGCACGUUCGAGCCAGCGUUUCCCGGGUGCGACACGUGGAAUGUUGUCUACUGAUCGAUUUUACCCAAUGGGCUUGUAAUACGAUCCCACCGGUUCGCCGGAAUUUUCGUGAGAGCGUUCGCCCGCAAGUCAGUCGUACGCUUCUGCCUCUCUUGAGCACCCGCAUACUCAAUAUUCUUCUUAUUUUUGCGAACAGUAGCCCGUACGCUGUGCAUCCGUGCAUCUCUGUCGGUCGGACGCCGUGCUGCAUUGCGUGUGAACCGCUUCCGAUUCGAACCGAUUAUUUGUGAUAACUCACGAGUUUAUUCAUAGUGUUGAUGACGCGCGUGAUAGCGGUGGCUCGCGGUUGCGACACCCUCUUGCGAUUCGCGUCACCUUCGUCAUACGCGCUCAAGAUCUCCGCUCCGGAAGAGUGUGAAUAUCACAUUCGGCAAGAUUUCCGUCGCGUCGAUCUAUCGCAUUUACGAGGGUUCAAGAUCUCCGUUCGGCGCCCCGCUAUCUCGCUCUGUCCAAGUGUAUGCGCACAUGUGAAUUAUUUGUGACUCAUAAAGGAGUAUAGUGAAUUAAAGGAAUAAUGCAGGGUCUAAUCAAUCUGUCUAAUCAAUUGUGUGAUUUCCUUGCUCAUCACCCUCCCGCACUUCCUUCUCGCGACGCUCAGCGCUGGGCGAUUCCGGCGUCAUAUGUUCCGCGCGUGAUCAGUUCAAGUAAGUAUUCACGCGCCGACAUAGUGUUUUGACAUCAAAGAAUAUUAACAUCAAAGAAAUUGUCUUUCAUUAUUCUUGUGUCUCCAAACUAAUAAAUAUAACAUUUUGGCCGCACACGUCUAACUUACAACGGCCCGGAAACGGAAGUCCUAUUAGCGCGAGUUUCGUAGAGUGAGAUUGAUAGUAUUAGAAGUAAUAAGAGGAGUAGGAUAGUGUUGUGUGAUUACAGGGAGUGAGUGGAGUGUGUGGAUGGUCGAGACAGAGUGGGGAGAGCAGUGUGCAAGCGAGAAAUAGCAUAUUAAUUAGAUAAGUCAGUGGACAACAGAGUAGAGACAGGGAGUAGGUAGGUAGCGUUAAGACGAGCGUGCGUGACGGGAGAAUAGAGUAGAGUAGAAAGCAGGAGCGCCGCUUGGAGGUUUAGAGGGGAGUUAAGACGGUUAAGGCGAAUUCAGAAGAAACAACGGGCAUAGUAUAGAGUAUGGAGAGAGGGAGAAGCGAUAGCUGUACUUUGAUAGGGGGUGCAAAGGGAAAUAAGAGAGUAGCAAGGUCACCGUCAGGAGAGGAGGGGGAUGAGGAUUAGAAAUUUAAGGACAUGAAAAGAUGAGAUAAUAGAGAAUCUAAAGGUAGUAAAGACGGAAAUAAAAGAGGAGUUGAAAAAGAUUGUAGAAGAGUAAGGAAAAAAGAUGAGAGAAGAUAUAGAGGUUUUAAAAAAAGAAAUUAGAAAGUUUAGGGAGAGGGAGAUUAGAUGGGAAAGAGAAAGAAAGGAGCUAGUGGACACAUAGGAGGAGUUAAAAAAAGGAUAGAGAAGAUAGAUACUGUAGGAGAUAGAGUGCUGGAAAAGAAGAUAAGGGAGAUAGAGAAGAAGUUGGAUUUGAAAGAUAGGGAAAAGAGAAGGAUAAAUGUUAUAAUUAGGGGGGUGGCGGUAAAGGAGGGAAAGAGGGGGAAAGCCGUAGAACGGGUGUUCAAAGGGAUAUAGGGGCAGAAGUGAUGGUGAAGGAGAUAAAAAGUAUAGAAGAAAUAAAUAAGAUCGCUGUAGAACUCGAGUUUUCUAAUAAUGAAAAAUUUGAAUUAAUUGAAAGUCUCGUUUAUAAGUAGGGGCUUGACAAAUCCCGUUUUGUAGUUCCAGAUUCCACGAUAACCAAUAUUAUCAGAGUUUAUCAUGAUAACAUGGCCCAUUGUGGCACGGAAAAAACUGUACAAGGCAUAGCUUCAAAUUAUUAGUUCCCUUCCCUUCAUAAGAAAACUCAAGACUACAUCGACAAUUGUCUUACGUGCAUUGUUAAUAAUACAUCGUUUAACACAUCCGAAGGUGAAUUGCAAAUAACGGAUAAGGCAACCGCUCCUUUUAACAUACUACGUUUUGCAUACUGAUCAUUUUGGCCCGAUCCUUGAAUCUUCCGAAGGUUUCAAGCAUAUUCUACUAGUCAUAGACGUUUUUACAAGAUUUGUAUGGCUCUUCCCAUGCAAAUUAACUACAUCUAAAGAAACAAUAAAACAUUUUACAUGGCUUUUCCAAGUUUUUGAGAAUCCCGACACAUUAGUUUCUGACAAAGGUACAUCAUUCAUUUCAUAUCAAUUUACAGAAUUCCUAAAAGCUCGCGGCAUUAAACAAACAUUAAUAGCUGUCGCAGCCCCAUGGGCUAAUGGAAUCAUAAAACGAAUCAACCGAUUCUUGAAAUCUUCGCUAAAAAAACUAAUUGACGACCAGUCUUCUUGGCACUCAUAGCUCGAAAGUGCUCAGUAUGUAACAAAUAAUACUGUCCAUUUAUCUUUGACGACUUCCUUUUCCAAAUUAUUUUUUGGUUAUGACCAACGUUGUCAUUCAGACAUUAAAUUAAUCCAAUUUUUGAACAAUCUGGCUAAAGUCGAAUUAAAUACAAAAGAUUCUCGGCAAGAGGCACAAAGCCUAGCAUCGGAAACUAUAGAUAGGAUAAAAUCCUAUAAUAAACAAUAUUAUGAUAAACAUCAUAAAAAGCCAACCAAAUAUAAUCCAGGCGAUUAUGAUGACACGAGACUCAGGUAUUAAACCCGGAAAAAGUAAAAAAUUCAAACCUAGUUACAAAGGUCCGUACGUAAUUAUAAGUCUUAAAUAAAAAUCGUUAUGUUGUUGAAGACAUACUUGGUUUCAACAUAACUUCUAAGCUUUACAAUUCCAUCCUUUCACCAGACCGUUUAAAACAUUGGAUUAAACUCAUUUCUACGUAAUUAUUUACACGUAUAUAAUCUAUAAAAUAUCUUUAUACGUCACUUACCUUUAAAUAAGUUAUAAACCAUUUUAGUUUUAAGUCAUUAGUUUAAGAUACAUAUUGGCAAAAUCCUCAAACUUUAUUAUUAUAUCAUAAUUAAUAGGUCCGAUUAAAAUCUGCUAUAAGUCUUUAAUUUAAGUCUUAACUCAAAUAAUCAUCUUUUGACACCUUAUGUCACACUCGUAGCAAAACCUGCUACAUUUGUAAUAUCAUUUAAUUAUAGGUUAUAGUUUAUAAGUUCAUAUUGGACUUCCGUUUCCGGGCCAGAGUAAGUUAGACGUGUGUAGUUGCAAACAGUGAGUUGAGUGUAAUAAGAGGUGUUAGAAAGGGGUAGGAGAGGGUAGGAUAGUCGGGUGGGAGUGAAAGAGAGCGAUAGAGAAUGUGUGGGUGGAUAGAUGAGUGGAGAAAGAGAGGAUAAGAGUGAUUUUACGUAUUAAUUAGGUGUCACGGGGAAUAACAGAGUGAAAGCAGGGAGUAGGCAGAGAGAAGACGUGCGUACGUGAGAGUGGGGGAGUAAGAGCGCCGCAUAGUGACAGAGUAGGGAGGUAAUAUAGAGUUAAGGCGGGUUCAGUAGCCGCGACAAACAUGACGGAUAGAGGUAGAAGUGACAGUUGCACUUCGAUUGAUAGCAUUAGAGGUAGCAAGAGAGUAGCUAGAUCGCCGGCGGGAGAGGACGGAGAGGAAUGGGAUAGGAAAUUAAGAGAUUGGAAAGAGGAGAUCGUUAGUAGCUUAAAGAUGGUUAAAUUAGAGAUGAAGGAAGAACUGAAGGAGAUUAUGGAGGAGCAGAGGAGAAAGAUGAGAGAGGAGAUAAAUGCGUUGAAAAAGGAAAUUAAUGAAUUCAAGGAGAGAGAAUAUAGAUGGGAAAGAGAAAGAAAAGAGUUAGUGGUGGCACAGGAAGAGUUAAAGAGAAAGAUAGAGAGAAUAGAAGUAGGAGGAGAUAGCGCAGUGGGAAAAAAGGAAAAGAGAUAGAGAGGAGGUUAGAGAUGAAGGAAAGGAAGGACAGAAGGAAGAAUUUAUUAAUUAAAGGUGUAGAGGUCAAGAAAGGGAAUAGGAAGGAGGCGGUAGAGAAGGUGUUAAGGGAGAUAGGAGCAGAGAUGACUGUGAAGGGAGUUAGGAGAAUAGAAGAGAGGAACAAAAAAGGGAGAGAGAUAAUAUGGCUGAAGUUAGAGAGUGAGGAACAGAGGAAAGAGGUGUGGAGUAGGAAGAAGACGCUGAAGGGUAGGGAAGAAAGAAUUAUGGAAGAUUGGACUUGGAAGGAGAGGAGGAUGAGAUGGAGGUUAGAAAAAAUAGCAAGAGUAGAAGAGGAAAGGGGAAAUAGGGUAUGGUUAGGAUAUGGGAGGAUCAGGAUAGGGGAUUAUUGGUGGAAGUGGGAUGAAGAGGAGGAAGUCUUGAGGAAUGAGAAAGGAGAGUUGAGGAUAGAGGAAGGGGGAGAAGGGAAGUAAAAUAGUUGAAUUAGGAGAAGGGUUAUUGUCGGUGGGAAUUAAGAUAGGAAAGGAAAGUUGGAGGAUAGUAGGGGUAUAUAUAAAGGAGGAAAGUAGGGAAGGAGCUAUGUAGGUACUGAGACAGAUGAUGAAAUCAAAGGAUGGAGAAACGAAGGUGAUUAUUGGAGGGGAUUUCAAUGCUAGAACCGGUAGAGAAGGAGGAGGUUGGGGGGGAGAAUUUGGAUGGUGAAGAUGGGGAAGAGCAGACUAGGAGAAUGUCCAAAGAUAGUAAGGCAGAUAAAGAAGGAAGAAAGCUAAUAAAAUUGAUAGGUGAAUGUGGAUGGGAAAUGUUAAAUGGAAGGAUGGUGGGAGAUGAGGAAGAGGAGUAUACGUAUGUGGGAGGUAGGGGAAGCACUGUGAUAGACUAUAUAUUAGUAGAUAGAGAGGCGAAAGAUAGAAUAGAAAAGAUGAGGGUAAUAGAUAAGGUAGAGUCGGAUCAUUUUCCAGUAGUGGCAGAGGUGAGGAGUGAGGAGAGAGGGGUAAAUGUAAGGAGGAGAGGCAGGGAGAUAAGAGGAGUCUGGGAUGAAGAGGGAAGGGAAUUGUUCAGGGGAGUUUUGGAGGGAGAGAUAAAGGAAGAAUAUGAACAGGAGGUAAAUGAGGAGUGGGAUAGGAUGCGGAGUAAAAUCAAGGAUGCAAUGGGGAAGACGGAGAGAGAGAGAAGGAAAGGCAAGAAGGUAGAAAGAGGUUGGUGGAAUGAAGAAUGUAGGGGGGUGAAGAGAUAGGUGAGGAGGGAAUGAAGGAGGUGGAGAAAAGGAUUAGAGGAUAGAAGUAAAUAUAUAGGGCUGAAAAGAGAUUACAAAGUUCUAUGUGAGAAGAAGAGGAGGAGAAUAGGAAGUGGGAGAAAAAAACAGAAGAGGCCAGGAAUGAGAGUGAAGUGUGGGAGAUAGUAAAUAAGGAUAGGAGAAAGAAAAGGAGGGUCAACGAAGGAAUAAGAAUGGAGGAGUGGAAAGAGUAUUUUAUGUGUUUGUUAGGUGGAGUAGAGGCAAGAGUGGUUAGAGGAGAGGAGAGAAAGGAUAGAGAUGGUGGUAGGAGAGAGGAGGAACAGGUUAUUAGCAAGGAGGAAGUAAGAAAGGUGGUGAGUAAUCUAAAAUUAGGAAAAGCGGGAGGAUUAGAUAGAAUUCCGAAUGAGGUAUGGAGGUGGGGGGGAGGAAGGUUAGAGGAGUGGGAUUUUUGAAUAGGGUAUGGAGGGGAAAAGAAUGGCCGGAGAAUUGGAAAGAAGGAGUAGUAGUACCGAUUGUCAAAAAGGAAGAGGGAAAGCAGGUGAAGGAGUAUAGGGGAUAACGUUAAUGCCCACGCUUUAUAAGGUAUACGCAAAAAUUUUAGCAGAGAGGUUAAAUGAAGAGAUUGAGGAGAAGGGAAUAAUCCCAGAAAAUCAGGCAGGUUUUAGGAAUAAGAGAGGGACAAUAGAUAAUAUUUUUGUAUUGAACUACGUAGUAAAUAGAAGUGUGGA
Messenger RNA from Monomorium pharaonis (pharaoh ant), 21318 nucleotides. RefSeq lists its product as uncharacterized. Lineage: Eukaryota; Metazoa; Arthropoda; Insecta; Hymenoptera; Formicidae. Bases 11371 to 13014 code for a protein of 547 amino acids. The transcript is spliced from 4 exons. The record is from RefSeq and is a predicted model, not a curated record. Gene Ontology annotation, molecular function: nucleic acid binding.